Mesitornis unicolor (brown roatelo) is the source of this 2008-nucleotide messenger RNA. Its product is annotated as protein FAM179A-like. NCBI's taxonomy places the organism in Eukaryota, Metazoa, Chordata, Aves, Mesitornithiformes, Mesitornithidae. Gene Ontology annotation, molecular function: microtubule binding. The transcript has 14 exons. Gene Ontology annotation, cellular component: cilium; cytoplasmic microtubule. The record is from RefSeq and is a predicted model, not a curated record. Gene Ontology annotation, biological process: microtubule cytoskeleton organization. The annotation marks the transcript as partial.
AGCCCAUUGUUCCCUCGCCGUGGAAACACAAGAAGAUUUUCCAGCAGCUAAGUACCACGCCCCAGUUGCUGUCUACUGGGGGAGCGUUCCCCAAUUCACACCCAGGUACACAGCUCGGCAAGGCAGAAGCAUUGGUUCGAACUUGCAGGUCUGUGGCAGCAGCCGGACCACUAAAGAAGAAGAUGAGGAUGCCUUGAUCCAGGGCCCCCAAGGGAGGGAGGUGAGCAGUGCUCACCUGGCAACCAUUCAGAUUAAGGGCAAUCUGAAGAUGAGGAGGAUGACUGAGAAUCUGUUAACCUCACAGAGAGGCCUGACUGACUGCAGUGACACUAAGAUUGUUACCCUGAAGCCAGGAGUUUCCAAAUCAGCUUCCCAGAGGCUCCUGACAACCUCCAAGCCCAUGCCUCUCAUCCAGAACAGCCAUCCUUUCUCAGACCCCAGGAGGAUGAGCAGCAGAGAGCAGGAAUAUGGGGAAAAUGACACAGGCUGUGAUGACGGUGAUGGGAAUAACAAAGAGCUGAUGUCAGAAGCUUCCCUGCUGCCCUCGUAUUGCAGUGAUGAGGAUGGGAAGAAGUCACUGGGAGUAGCUUUGCUUCCCCCUAUCCUCAAGUCAGCAAGACCAUCUGAUGGGGCUCCUGGCAGUGCUGCAGUGCCUCAGGACCUGGUUUUCCAAAAGGCCCUGAAGAUGAGGCCAAGAUCAGGCAGCAGAAGCAAAGUGGAGACCCUUAAAUCUCUAGAGCUCCGGACUCUGGAACCUCUCUUGCCUGUUCACCAGCAUCGUGGUGGUUGUGGUGUGAGCUCUGCUGGACGCUCAUGUGAACCUGUGCCCCCGUUAACAGGCCUCCCACUCAGCCAGGUUGAGGAGAUGGAUCCUCCUGUGAACCUUCACUUUCCGAGUGAUGACUCAAACACCAGCAAUGGCAAGAUCCGUGUUGCCUUGUCCAAGUCGGCUCAGGAGAAAAUACGCCAGAAGCGAAUGAGACAGCUGGAGCUUUUGCAUAGAGAGGAGAAAGAGAGAGAAAAGGAAGAGCCCUUGCAAGUUCCUGCACAGAGUGCUGACUCUGGGGAUGCAGGCAAAGAAAGCUUUUGCCUACCACCUAUCAAUGAGAAGGUUUCCAUUCCCUCUAGCAGGAGGAAUGAAUGUAGAGUGAACGCUGGCACUGCCUUGAGGAAGCAGGUCAACGGGCCCUUUCUGCCCAGCAUCCCCAUCAUCAGCCAGGGUGGCGGCUUCCUGCAAAACUCCUCAGUGAACUCGGUGCCAGCCAUUACUCUGGACUUCCUGGACUGGGGAGAGAAGCUAGAGAAUGGGGAUGUCCAGAUAGCCAGACCCUUCCUUCACCCACAAGAGGGACUGCUGAAUGCACUUCAAUACCUCAGCAGCGGCGACUGGGAGCAGAAGGCGAAGGGACUCAUCAGCAUCAGAUAUCUGGCUAACUGCCACCCAGAAGUCCUUCUUUCUAGACUUCAUGAUGUUUCCCUGGCAGUUACCAAAGAGAUGAACAACCUCCGCUCAAAGGUGUCUCGCUUUGCGAUCGGCACGGUUGGAGUGCUCUUCAGGACCAUGAAGAAGCACAUGGAUCAUGAGGUGAAUGACAUUGUUCCAGUCUUGCUCCAGAAGAUAGCGGACACCAGCGAGUUCAUUUGGAGAGAAGCCAAUCGAUCCCUGGAGAUCAUGGUGGGGAGUGUAACUCCUGGACGAGCAAUGGCUGUUCUCAUGGCUACUGGAAUCCAGCACCGCAAUGUCCUGGUGCGGAGGUGUGUGGCCGAACACCUACUGACCGCGAUGGAGCAAACCGGAGCCAAGAAGCUCCUUUCGGGCACGCGUUACAGUACCGAGCGGCUGGUGCACUCAGUGGUGAAGAUUGCUCAGGACUGUCAUCAGGACACAAGGUGUUAUGGACGGAAGAUGCUGAGUAUGUUGAUGAGUCACCCAAAAUUUGAUGCACGUUUGAAACAAUCUGUUGCCUCACGUGACUUGGUAGAUGUUAUGGCAACAAUUAAGGAAAAA